AUGACAACUUAGAUAAAAAAACUAUCAAAAUUAGAUCAUACAGUACCAAUUUAUUCUCCUCGUUCAACUUAUAAAUAGAUUUUACAUAUUGAUGAAACAUUAUUGGCUGAUCUUACUCUUAAUUUUGAUCCAUUCACUAUUAAUGUUUUAAGAACAGAAUUUUUAAUGCGACAUGGAUCUAUGGAGGUGACAGAAUUCAUUUUAGUUGUCAAGGAACAUUUAUUAAGUUGGCAAUUAGAAAUCUCAAAUAGAGAUAUUAAGUUAAUUAGGUAUUUGAUAUUAUAAUAAGAUAACUUGUUAAUCUUUUUGAAGAGAUUGAUUUAAAUGGUAAUGGGAAUUUAGAAUGGGAAGAAUUCACAAACUACAUUAUUGAAAAAGCAACAGUGUUAAAUAAUAUUAAGUCUAAAUAAGAUGAAAUCAAACUAUACACAAAAUCUAAUAUGAAACCAUUCAAAAAAUUCACAUAAAUCAUUACUAGGGUAAUUUACAUAAAGGAAAUAGAUAAAAUAGCAUUUUUUGAGGAAGGAAGUGAUGAAAUUUAAUUUAUGACUCCUGAUGGUGGAUUUGGCUUAAAGCCAUUAAAAAUUGUACCUAUUAGUGACAAAGUUGUGACAACACAAGCAAAAAAAGAUAAAGAUAAACAAAAUGUAUAUAAACUUAAUUCAGAACUAGUUUGUUAUUGUUAAAAAAGAAGACACAAUAGAAAAAAAAACAAAAAUUUUGACAAUGCUCUACAUUGAUGACCCUAAGUAUCAAGUAUUAUUGACUUCAACCCAUGAUGGCUAUGUAAGGGGGUGGAGAUAUUAAUCCUCAGGAUUUGUUUUAGCCAAUUAACCUGAUAAUGAUGAAGAAAUGAUAGAACAUCAUUUUAAUAAUGACAUAUAUAGUAUGACUUGGGAUGGGAUAAAUGAAAUUUUGUAUUGUGGUUAAAAAGAAGGCUAAAUUAAUAUAUGGAAUUUGAAAAAUGAUACAGAAAUUCAAUUUGAAGAUAUAAGUCAUACUGAUGUUGUUAUGGAUAUGAUCGCGAUGCCAAAAUUACAGUUUAUGGCAUCAGCUAGUCUAGACCAUAAUUUAAUUUUGUGGAAUACUUUAUCUAAAAAACGAGAGCGUACAUAUAAGGAACAUACAAGAGGCAUAGUGUCUUUAGCAUUUAAUGAGAGUUUAAUAUUAUUAUUUUCUGCUGGAUUUGACCAUAAUUUAUGUGUUUGGAAUCCAUAUAUUGAAAGUUUGAUUUUCAAAAUACAAGGUCAUAGUAGUCCAGUUAUUGGAGUUGUAGUUAUUGAAGGUACAUCAUAAAUAGUUUCUUUGGAUUAAGAAGGUAGUGUAAAGGUUUGGGAUACAAAGAAAUUUAAUUGUGUUUAAUAAUUUAGUGUUGAAACAUAAGAUGAAAAACAUAAGUUUAAUCCUUCGAGUUUAUGCUAUAUACCUAAACCUUUAAAGCUAAUCUUUGGUGGUAGAUCAAUUUAUUCUUAUGAAUAUGAUAAGAAUUAUAAUCCUAAUUCAGUAGAUGAUUAUGUUGCAGUAUGUUGUAAAUUUAUAGAAAAUUAAAUGGCAUUUUUUACACCAGCAGGAACUAAAAUAAAAAUAUGGAAUGCUUUAACUGGAGAUGUUAAAAAAAUAUAUAGUGAUAUUACAACUACUGAAAUUACAGCAUUUAAAUUAGAUAAUUUAGAUAAAAGAUUUAUUAUUGGAGAUAGUAGUGGAACUGUUGCAUUAUUUAAUGUAAUUAAUGGAGCAAAAAUCAAGAAUCUACCAAAACAUUCAGGUGAAGUUGUUGCUAUUGUUCAUGCAUCUGAUAUUGGAUCAUUCUUUACUGGAUCUAUGGAUAAUAAUGUAUUUAUGACUUUAGAUAAUGAAUUUGGAGAAAGUGAAUUAUUACGUACAUUUAUAAUAUAAGAUGGAUAAUUAACAUACUUAAGUUAUGAUCCUGCAAUGAAACAUUUAUUAGCAGGAACUAAUUCUGGUUAAAUUAGAUUUUAUGAAACUGAUACAAAUAAAUUGCAUGGAGUUGCUAAUGAAUUUAAAUAAGGAGAAGAAAUUACAUCUAUCAAUUUAAUCAAAGGAAUUCCAUUUAUGUUUGUUACCAAUAGUUAGGGUAGAAUCUCAAUUAUGUCAAUGCCUCCUGUAUUACAUAGAUUUGUCAAAGUUUAUACUUUCACUAAUAUAGAUCCUGAAAUUCCUAGUUAAUUAUUAGGAAUCUCUAAUGCAGUAUUCAGUUAAGAUAAAAAAGUACUCUAUCUNUACUGAUGAAACAUUAUUGGCUGAUCUUACUCUUAAUUUUGAUCCAUUCACUAUUAAUGUUUUAAGAACAGAAUUUUUAAUGCGACAUGGAUCUAUGGAGGUGACAGAAUUCAUUUUAGUUGUCAAGGAACAUUUAUUAAGUUGGCAAUUAGAAAUCUCAAAUAGAGAUAUUAAGUUAAUUAGGUAUUUGAUAUUAUAAUAAGAUAACUUGUUAAUCUUUUUGAAGAGAUUGAUUUAAAUGGUAAUGGGAAUUUAGAAUGGGAAGAAUUCACAAACUACAUUAUUGAAAAAGCAACAGUGUUAAAUAAUAUUAAGUCUAAAUAAGAUGAAAUCAAACUAUACACAAAAUCUAAUAUGAAACCAUUCAAAAAAUUCACAUAAAUCAUUACUAGGGUAAUUUACAUAAAGGAAAUAGAUAAAAUAGCAUUUUUUGAGGAAGGAAGUGAUGAAAUUUAAUUUAUGACUCCUGAUGGUGGAUUUGGCUUAAAGCCAUUAAAAAUUGUACCUAUUAGUGACAAAGUUGUGACAACACAAGCAAAAAAAGAUAAAGAUAAACAAAAUGUAUAUAAACUUAAUUCAGAACUAGUUUGUUAUUGUUAAAAAAGAAGACACAAUAGAAAAAAAAACAAAAAUUUUGACAAUGCUCUACAUUGAUGACCCUAAGUAUCAAGUAUUAUUGACUUCAACCCAUGAUGGCUAUGUAAGGGGGUGGAGAUAUUAAUCCUCAGGAUUUGUUUUAGCCAAUUAACCUGAUAAUGAUGAAGAAAUGAUAGAACAUCAUUUUAAUAAUGACAUAUAUAGUAUGACUUGGGAUGGGAUAAAUGAAAUUUUGUAUUGUGGUUAAAAAGAAGGCUAAAUUAAUAUAUGGAAUUUGAAAACUGAUACAGAAACUUAAUUGUAAAGUGAAGGUGGUCAUACUGAUGUAGUAAUGGAUAUGAUUGCUAUGCCAAAAUUACAAUUUAUGGCAUCAGCUAGUUUGGAUGGUAACUUAAUUUUGUGGAAUACUCUCUAUAAUAAAAGAGAGCGUACAUAUAAGGAACAUACAAGAGGCAUAGUCUCAUUAGCAUUUAAUGAAAGUUUAAUAUUAUUAUUUUCUGCUGGAUUUGACCAUAAUUUAUGUGUUUGGAAUCCAUAUAUUGAAAGUUUGAUUUUCAAAAUACAAGGUCAUAGUAGUCCAGUUAUUGGAGUUGUAGUUAUUGAAGGUACAUCAUAAAUAGUUUCUUUGGAUUAAGAAGGUAGUGUAAAGGUUUGGGAUACAAAGAAAUUUAAUUGUGUUUAAUAAUUUAGUGUUGAAACAUAAGAUGAAAAACAUAAGUUUAAUCCUUCAAGUUUAUGCUAUAUACCUAAACCUUUAAAGCUAAUCUUUGGUGGUAGAUCAAUUUAUUCUUAUGAAUAUGAUAAGAAUUAUAAUCCUAAUUCAGUAGAUGAUUAUGUUGCAGUAUGUUGUAAAUUUAUAGAAAAUUAAAUGGCAUUUUUUACACCAGCAGGAACUAAAAUAAAAAUAUGGAAUGCUUUAACUGGAGAUGUUAAAAAAAUAUAUAGUGAUAUUACAACUACUGAAAUUACAGCAUUUAAAUUAGAUAAUUUAGAUAAAAGAUUUAUUAUUGGAGAUAGUAGUGGAACUGUUGCAUUAUUUAAUGUAAUUAAUGGAGCAAAAAUCAAGAAUCUACCAAAACAUUCAGGUGAAGUUGUUGCUAUUGUUCAUGCAUCUGAUAUUGGAUCAUUCUUUACUGGAUCUAUGGAUAAUAAUGUAUUUAUGACUUUAGAUAAUGAAUUUGGAGAAAGUGAAUUAUUACGUACAUUUAUAAUAUAAGAUGGAUAAUUAACAUACUUAAGUUAUGAUCCUGCAAUGAAACAUUUAUUAGCAGGAACUAAUUCUGGUUAAAUUAGAUUUUAUGAAACUGAUACAAAUAAAUUGCAUGGAGUUGCUAAUGAAUUUAAAUAAGGAGAAGAAAUUACAUCUAUCAAUUUAAUCAAAGGAAUUCCAUUUAUGUUUGUUACCAAUAGUUAGGGUAGAAUCUCAAUUAUGUCAAUGCCUCCUGUAUUACAUAGAUUUGUCAAAGUUUAUACUUUCACUAAUAUAGAUCCUGAAAUUCCUAGUUAAUUAUUAGGAAUCUCUAAUGCAGUAUUCAGUUAAGAUAAAAAAGUACUUUAUCUAAGUGAUGACAAAGGUUUCAUUAAAUGUUUUGAAGUUGAUUGGCUUGUAGACUUUUUGAUUAAUGUUGUCAUAGAUAAAGAUAAGGAGGAUGCGGCUACAAAAAGAAUGAAAGGAAUAAAAACUGGAUCGACUUAAAAUGCAAGAUAAAUGCUUGCAUUGCCUAAAGUGCCUUAAAAAGAAGUUAAAAUGAAAUGGAUUACUAGAGCUCAUUAUGAAGUUAUUAAAUCUUUAGAAUAUGUAGAAAAAGAAAAUUUUCUCAUUACUACUGCUUUUGAUAAGAAAGUGAAACUCUGGGAUGCAGAAACUGGUAAAUUUAUAGAUUCAUUUCAAUAAAAUUAUGAUAGGAAAGAACCAAGACCUAUUGCUCUAAAAAGAAGUGGAACAGAUGAAAUUUAUAAUGCUGAUUUAAAUGAGAGAGUAGAUCUCAAAUAUACUUAAUUAAUACAAUAACAAUAAUAAGAAGAAUAAGGUGGUUAAGUUCAAUAAAUUUAAGUUUUAGAAGAAAAGAUUUCAGAUCCUCUUGGGCUAACUAAAUCUCCUCAAGAAGAAUUCAAUCCAUUUUAUUACUUAGAAAAGAUAGAUCAAUCUAAAUUAUCAACUCUAAAAAGUAAUCCUGAAUGGAAAUUAGAAAUAAGAUUUAAAGAAUAUUAUGAAAAAUAUGAAUAAAAAAUUAAAACUUUAUUUGAAUAAGUUAAAAUUAAAGAAAAGGAAGUACAUGAAAAAUAAGUUAAAUAAGGAAUCCACAAUCGGCAUUUUAAAGUUCAAAACUACUCAACUGAUGAUGCUAAACAAUUUGAUUCCAAUCACAAACCAAUACUAAAAGAUGAUGACGGAAACAAUAAUCAUUCUCAUCAAUAAUAAGCUUCAGUGUAAUUUAAUUAAAAAUUGAAGCCUGAAUAAGUAUUAUAAAAACAUAAAGUUUAAUAAAAAGAUCAUCAUCAAAUUACAUAAGGAGGAAACCAAUAAAUAAAUUUUGAUAGUAUAACAAAUUAAGGUGAAAUUGUUAAAGAACUAAAAUAACAGCAGUAAGAUUUAUAAGAAAAUUUAAAACAUGGAAUCAAAGUAAGUAUUUCUACUCCUUAAAUUAAAUCUAUUUAAAUUCCUUCACUAGCAAAAGCUACGACAUAAAAAAGAAGUAAAAAAGUUGAUCCUUAACUAUUUGAGAAGUUGUACAGAUAAAACUUGAAAAGCAAGGUUCUCUUUAACUCAGAUCCUGAAGUUUUCUUAUCAGAAGUAAAUUAUUUAAUAUAUAAUAUAGGCUGAAUGUAAUGCUGCAUACAAAUUAGCUGCAGCAUUGGCAAAUUAUGAUAUCACAGAUGAACGGUCAUUAAAGUUUGCAGAAAUCAAAUGUAAAUCAAGGGUCAAAUUACCAAGAUUAUAAUGA
Messenger RNA from Paramecium pentaurelia, 5783 nucleotides. The record is from the annotation of a GenBank genome assembly. NCBI's taxonomy places the organism in Eukaryota, Ciliophora, Oligohymenophorea, Peniculida, Parameciidae.